UUUCCGAUUUCAGGGAACGCACCACCACAUCUCCCGGUUCUCCAUCUUUCUCCAACCAAGCAAAGGACCAACCUGCGUCUUGUACACACUGGAAUAUUCUCCCGCUGACAUACACUUUGCUAGACUGAAAGGACCACAAUCAUGACAGACUCCAAAUAUUUCACAACAAACAAAAAAGGUGAGAUCUUUGAAUUGAAGGCAGAGCUGAACAAUGAGAAGAAGGAGAAGCGAAAAGAAGCAGUAAAGAAGGUCAUUGCUGCUAUGACUGUCGGCAAGGAUGUCAGCUCCUUGUUCCCAGACGUGGUUAACUGCAUGCAGACUGACAACCUGGAGCUGAAGAAGCUGGUCUACCUCUACCUAAUGAACUAUGCCAAAAGCCAGCCUGACAUGGCCAUCAUGGCCGUGAACAGCUUUGUCAAGGACUGUGAGGACCCCAACCCUCUGAUCCGGGCUCUUGCUGUCCGCACCAUGGGCUGCAUCCGAGUGGACAAGAUAACAGAGUACCUGUGUGAGCCGCUGAGGAAGUGCCUCAAGGACGAGGACCCAUACGUGAGGAAGACAGCGGCUGUUUGUGUGGCUAAACUGCAUGACAUCAAUGCUCAGAUGGUGGAGGACCAGGGCUUUCUGGACUCCCUGAGAGAUCUCAUUGCUGACUCGAAUCCCAUGGUCGUGGCCAAUGCAGUUGCUGCCCUUUCAGAGAUCAGUGAGUCUCACCCUAACAGCAACCUGCUGGACCUGAAUCCCCAGAACAUCAACAAGCUGCUGACGGCCCUCAACGAGUGCACAGAGUGGGGUCAGAUCUUCAUUCUGGACUGCCUGUCCAACUACAACCCCAAGGAUGAGCGAGAAGCCCAGAGCAUCUGCGAGCGGGUCACCCCUCGCCUUUCUCAUGCCAACUCGGCGGUGGUCCUGUCAGCUGUCAAGGUCCUGAUGAAGUUCCUAGAGCUGCUGCCGAAGGACUCUGACUAUUACAACACACUGCUGAAGAAGUUGUCCCCCCCGCUGGUUACCUUGCUCUCUGGAGAGCCGGAGGUCCAGUAUGUGGCUCUGAGGAACAUCAACCUCAUUGUCCAGAAGAGGCCUGAGAUCCUGAAGCAGGAGAUCAAGGUGUUCUUUGUCAAAUAUAACGACCCCAUCUAUGUGAAACUGGAGAAACUGGACAUCAUGAUCCGCUUGGCCUCCCAGGCCAACAUUGCUCAGGUUUUGGCUGAACUGAAGGAAUAUGCCACAGAGGUAGAUGUUGACUUUGUGCGUAAGGCUGUGCGCGCCAUCGGUCGCUGUGCCAUCAAAGUUGAGCAAUCCGCUGAGCGCUGUGUCAGCACCCUGCUGGACCUCAUCCAGACUAAGGUGAACUACGUGGUUCAGGAGGCUAUUGUAGUCAUCAGGGACAUUUUCCGCAAGUACCCAAACAAGUAUGAAAGUAUCAUUGCUACUCUGUGUGAGAAUCUCGACUCCCUGGAUGAGCCGGAUGCUCGAGCUGCCAUGAUUUGGAUCGUGGGAGAGUAUGCAGAAAGGAUCGAUAACGCUGACGAGUUGCUGGAGAGCUUCCUCGAGGGCUUCCACGAUGAGAGCACCCAGGUCCAGCUCACUCUGUUGACUGCCAUCGUCAAGUUGUUCCUUAAGAAGCCAUCCGAGACUCAGGAACUGGUGCAGCAGGUCCUCAGCUUGGCUACGCAGGACUCCGACAACCCUGACCUCCGUGACAGGGGCUACAUUUAUUGGCGGCUGUUGUCGACUGACCCCGUGACUGCCAAAGAGGUGGUGCUGUCAGAAAAGCCCCUGAUCUCCGAGGAGACAGACCUGAUUGAGCCCACCCUGCUAGAUGAGCUGAUCUGCCACAUUGGGUCCCUGGCCUCGGUCUAUCACAAACCACCCAGUGCCUUUGUGGAGGGAAGCCAUGGAAUCCACCGGAAACACCUUCCUGUUCAGCACAGCAGCAUCGACACAGGUGAGAGCCCAGUGAGUAGUGGGCCAGCCGCCACCGCCAUGGACCAACCACAUGUGAUCCCCAGCCAGGGUGACCUGCUGGGUGACCUUCUGAACCUGGACCUUGGCCCUCCAGUUAAUGUACCCCAGGUCUCCUCAAUGCAGAUGGGUGCAGUGGACCUUCUCGGAGGAGGCUUGGACAGUUUGCUGGGGGGAGACCUGGGCGGAGGUGUUGGGGGAAGUCCAGCAGUUGGCCAGAACUUCAUACCAUCAUCUGUCCCGAGUACUUUUGCUCCGUCACCUACACCUGCUCCUCCAGCUGUCAGCAGCGGCCUCAACGACCUGUUUGAGCUUUCCACCGGCAUGGCCGUCACCACCGGAGGCUACAUAGCUCCAAAAGCUGUUUGGCUUCCAGCAGUAAAAGCAAAGGGACUGGAGAUCUCUGGAACCUUCUCACGCCGCCAGGGCCACAUGUACAUGGACAUGACCUUCACCAACAAGGCCCUGCAACACAUGACUGACUUUGCUAUCCAGUUUAACAAGAACAGUUUUGGGAUGAUCCCCACUAGUCCUCUGCCAGUUCACACUCCACUGAUGCCCAAUCAGAGCAUUGAGGCCUCUUUGCCUCUUAACACAAUUGGGCCUGUCAUGAAGAUGGAUCCACUCAAUAAUCUCCAGGUAGCUGUAAAGAACAACAUCGAUGUCUUCUACUUCAGCGUACUCAUCCCUCUCAACAUAUUCUUUGUUGAGGAUGGAAAAAUGGAGCGACAGGUGUUCCUGGCUACAUGGAAAGAUAUCCCCAAUGAAAACGAGCUGCAGUACCAGAUAAAGGACUGUCAUCUAAACGCAGACACAGUGUCAGGGAAGCUGCAGAACAACAACAUCUACACCAUUGCCAAAAGAAACGUAGAAGGCCAGGACAUGCUCUACCAGUCUCUCAAGCUAACCAACGGAAUCUGGAUCCUGGCUGAGCUCCGCAUUCAGCCUGGGAACCCCAAUUACACGCUUUCUCUCAAGUGUCGGGCCCCUGAAGUGUCUCAGUACGUCUACCAGAUGUACGACUCCGUGCUGAAGAACUGACCCGUCCAGCCAGACGGCGUCUCUGCUUCAACAAACAUCGUUUCUUCAUUUUGUGUGUCUGACUGCCAGAACAAGAGAAACCAAACCGCAUAUGAUGAAUGGUUAAUAAUCUGAAAUAUUGGGUGUUUUCCUCUGAGACAUCAGCAGGUCAGUUUAUAAAAAGUUAGUGUGAGAAAUCGUCGUGUGGUUCAGCAGCUUGUUAUGGUUCCUUUUUUAUUUUAUUUGCCAUUUAAUAGUGUUAUUAAAUCCUUGAAUUCCACUCCAUGUUUAUGUUUACCUCCCAGUAAAAAUCUAUCUAUUCCAUCCAUAAGUGAGUGUCUUAACGUCGUGACUGAUGGUGAAACUGGCCUAAGAGAGGAGGGGAAAGAUCCCCGUCUCACACAGCCGGUUUGUUUUUUUCCUUUUUUGCUUUGCAAGUUUUUUUCUGGUUCAGAUUUAUUUUUGAUACUGGUUUUGCUUCAGUCUUACCUUUUGAAAACAAUACCAAUGUUAACUGUUUUCUUUUGCCUUAAAUAUGAAAUGCGUUGCAACCAGGAGCUACUGCUGUUUUUUCCUGUUACAACAUCUUUCAAAUUUCAUGGGUUAUAUUCAAAAUCUGAGCAGCAUUUAUAAACCAACAUUCCUUUUUCCUUCACUACGUGUAAAAUACUGUUAGACUUGUACAACUUCAGAAAGCUGAAAAGAGAAAACCAGAGAUAAACGCUGUGAGAGCCUCAGUAAAACUCUGGUAUAACUUUGAAAUCCUGGUGUUUCUUUUCCCGUUUAAUAAAAAGUUUAAUGGCUGCAUUAACAGCACGAUGAUCAAAUUAAAGCAGGCCCCACAUGGAUCUCUAUUCACUAACAUCUUUCACUCUUAAUCCAUCCUGUGUGAGGAGACGUUUAAGUGGAGAGAUUCAAACUAAAGAUGCUUUUGAUUAAAGAUGAUGCAACACUUAAGAAGAAAAUCACCAUUAAACUCUGUUUUCAAACUUCUCUAUCCACAAACCAAAGCAGCUGUUAAGGAUGUAAAUAGCAUUCCCAUCCUGUUAAAAAAUGACAUGAAAAUCUUUAAGCAUCCCAUCUACUGCACACCUUUAGGCUUUCAUUGUCAUUCCUUUUUAUUGUGCAUCUACCUCCACAUUUUUUCUUGCUUUAUUGCUGCAGUAAGUCCGCUUCAACGUUUAUUCUUCUUAAAUGCUAAAUAUUUUCGAGUCUUCAUACGAGUCUAAACCAGCCAGCCAAACCAAACUCACAGGACCAAGCAUUCGUGCAGCUUACAUGCUAAGCUCAUGUUUUAAUGAUGUAUUGUUAUUCUAACCUGAUGUUGGCUUUUGUGUGUGAUUAUAUGAAUAUAAGCCCGUAGGCAGUUGUUGUGUGGUCCAGUGAUAGUGUAUUUUGUGUAGUAAAUUAAACUUUUAUCACACUGGAAAUUAAAGCAUUUCCUGUCUAUUCAACAAAGAGCUUUUUCAGUGUGCUAGCUGUGUGUGUGGCACCACUUUCAUUCAUGCUAAUGCAAAACACACACGCCUGCAUGAGCUCCUUCACACUUUUCAUCCUCGCUGUGGAAUUUCUGUUUUAAAUCUGUAGUCUUGUGUUUUCACACAUACUAAGUGUAGAAGUGCAUGUAAAGCUUACCAGCAAUGGGAACUUCAUGUACUACUUUGGAAAUUGACGUUUCAAGAGUCAUUGCUGCCUGUUCUUAAAUGAUCAGCUGUUGCUACAGCAAACCAGAAUAAAACUCUACACAACCA
Melanotaenia boesemani (Boeseman's rainbowfish) is the source of this 4736-nucleotide messenger RNA. RefSeq names its product adaptor related protein complex 2 subunit beta 1 (gene ap2b1). The transcript is spliced from 22 exons. The record is from RefSeq and is a predicted model, not a curated record. Gene Ontology annotation, molecular function: clathrin binding. Lineage: Eukaryota; Metazoa; Chordata; Actinopteri; Atheriniformes; Melanotaeniidae. Gene Ontology annotation, cellular component: clathrin adaptor complex; membrane coat. Bases 142 to 3006 code for a protein of 954 amino acids. Gene Ontology annotation, biological process: intracellular protein transport; vesicle-mediated transport.